Chara braunii is the source of this 997-nucleotide messenger RNA. The record is from the annotation of a GenBank genome assembly. Lineage: Eukaryota; Viridiplantae; Streptophyta; Charophyceae; Charales; Characeae.
CCUGUGAGGAGCACAGUGCCUGUUAGUCCAACGGAAAACUGUGAGAACUGCCUUGCCRAUGACUUUCCGGAUGGAAAGAACUGUGAGAAGACGAGCAGAUACGACCUCAAMCGGUGCUACAUCCAAGCACACCUUGCUAGCUCCUUCACACUCAAGGAGCCAGUGUGUGAAGAUGGAAAGAAGCACGUACUGAAGGCAUAUAUUAACUUCUCCGAUGGCUUCAAGGACUGGUCCAAGGGUCUGACAAAGAAAGUCACAGAUGGGCACGUCGUCUUYCUGUACACUGAUGAAGGAGUUGGGAAUGGGGUCAUAAAGCUGCCACCUGUGGGUGGGACGAAUGGAGAGAUCAUCAACACCCCCCUGAGGCAGCCAAAGGUGUCUGCCCGAAAUGUCGCGUUCAAUCCCACGGAGGGUGCAUGGGUGUACCGUUCCAGUGCCGCUGGUUGCUCCUCAGCCAGAACAUACGCUGCACUGUACAUCUUGAAUCCUGGCAAGGGGACAACCCAAUACUAUCAGAUCUCCCUCGCUGUGGGAAAUCUGCCAUGACUCUGAUGCGCUCAUGCUCUCAUGCCAUGAAAUGACAAUGCUACCCCUCAAUGACAUGCAUAAAGGGCUCAAUUUUAGUUUACUGUAGUGUUCUCUUCUUUUUCUUCUUUUUCUCACGUUUACGGAUUAGCCCUCUUUUAGCUCAUUCUACGUCAUUCGUCAUGCUCGUGGAAUUUCUGAAACUGGAGAACCCUUUCUACUGCGAGGCAGUGCGAGCUGUCAUUUUUUUUUCUCGAGUAAUGAUGUUUAACUUACAGCUUGCAAUUGAUGGACAAAUGCGCUCCAGUUUUCAUCCGUACUCAAUAAUUGCAGUGCGUCCUAGGGCCGUGGUCGUGUACUAGGCUGUCUGUUAGCAACAGUAAGACGUACCAUUUUGUUGAAACUGGCUUUUUUCGCGUAAUGAAAUGAGCUGAGGGUUUAAAUUGUCCUUUAAUGAAAUCAUUGAAAUGUG